Molecule: messenger RNA, 1033 nt
Organism: Salvia miltiorrhiza (redroot sage)
Lineage: Eukaryota; Viridiplantae; Streptophyta; Magnoliopsida; Lamiales; Lamiaceae
Product: single-stranded DNA-binding protein, mitochondrial-like
Exons: 2
Coding region: 101-739 (212 amino acids)
Biological process (GO): mitochondrial DNA replication; positive regulation of helicase activity
Cellular component (GO): mitochondrial nucleoid
Molecular function (GO): single-stranded DNA binding
Source: RefSeq, a predicted model, not a curated record
UUCAGCAGAGAGUAUUUUUUUAGUACUAUUACUCAAAAGUUGAGUGCUGAACCUGUUCCGCUAAACCUCAGUAGGGUUUUGAAGCUUCGAUAGCAAUUCCAUGGCGUCUUCUCUCUCUAGAAAACUGUCCGCUGCCAUUCUCUCAAGGCACACGCCACUCUCUUCACUAUCAAACACAUCUCUCUCUUUCUGCACCAAAAGUCUCUCCUCCCCAGAUUCCGACUCCGAGUCAGGCUCACCCCAUCCCACCCCCGAUUCCCCCCCUCCUAACCAGCAGCGCGCCAACGCCGAUCGACCCCUCGAAGACGGUUUGGACCUCGGCAUUUACAAGGCGAUAUUGGUGGGGCAGGUCGGGCAGGCGCCGAUUCAGAAGCGCCUGCGGAGCGGGAAAACGGUAACCCUAAUCUCACUCGGAACGGGCGGCAUCCGCAACAAUCGGAGGCCGUUGGACAACGAGGAUCCGCGUGAUUACGCCAAUCGCUGCGCGGUGCAGUGGCACAGGGUCUCCGUUUAUCCGGAGAGAUUGGGCGAGCUCGCCGCGAAGAAUCUUGCUCCCGGUUCUACAUUGUACGUGGAAGGGAGCCUCGAGACUAAAAUAUUCAAUGAUCCGAUUACUGGCCUUGUCCGUCGAAUCAGAGAGGUUGCUGUGCGUCGCAAUGGGAGAAUUUUGGUUUUGGGAAACGGUGGUGAAGCUGCGCAGUUUUCACGGACUGAUAUGGCUGGCGUUGGAUAUUACUGAGAAGCACUAGUGACCUCCUCACUGCUUCCCGAUGAUUCUUUCCAAAGAGUAUGCUUUAGUUAAAGCAGAAUUGCGAUGACAGUAGACAGUUGCAGGAAGGUUUAUGACUAAAUUUGUGAGAUGGUAUACCUGGCUCUGCCAAGUUGGUCUACCAAGCUAAGAUCGGCCAAAGGGUUUUCAAAGAGACUAAUGUUGUUCUUCACUUGGUAGGUCAGAUCGUCCAUGAAUUCUGUAAAUAGUACUCCCUCCGUCCCAGCUUUUAGUAUCCAACUUUCCUUUUUUGGCCGUCCCAUA